AAUUGGAUCAUGAACCAACACAACAGUUUUAUUCACUCACCAAAAUUAUCAUAUUUACAUAAAGAAAAUGAAAAACAAAAUACCCUUUCACUUUUCUUUUCCGCUGUUUUUUCUUCUUCUGCAGUAAUCCUCCAGUCUUCCCUAAGCUGUCACAGUCGCCGCCGUUUACACUCUUUUUUCUUUUUUACAAAAAAUAUAAAAAAAAAGUCCACUCAUUUUCCUCAAAUUAAUUGACUCCAUUUUGUCAGCUAUAUAAACCUGAUCAUGCCUUAAACAACACUUCUAACUUCCACUAUUUCAUCUCUCUCUCUUUCUUUCUUUUUUCCCUCCAUUUUUCCAUCCUUUAAUUUCUCUCUCCUCCCUAACAAAUAAAAAAAAUAUCAAAACUUUAAGCUUCAUUUCAUCUUUAAUAUGUCAGAAAAAGACCCUGAUUUCUCUUCUCACAAACACCCUUCUUCUUCCCAGGUAAUAGAAGAAUUGAAAGAAUUAUGGGGAAUGGCGUUUCCAAUAACAGCAAUGAACUGCUUAGUAUACAUAAGAGCAGUAGUAUCAGUUCUUUUCUUAGGAAGACUAGGAAGUUUAGAGCUUGCAGGUGGGGCCCUUUCAAUAGGUUUCACCAACAUAACAGGGUACUCUGUUUUAGUGGGCCUUGCUUCCGGGCUUGAGCCCGUAUGUUCACAGGCUUUCGGGUCGCAAAACUGGGACCUACUUUCACUCUCUCUCCUCCGAAUGAUCUUCAUCCUCUUCCUUGCAAUCAUACCCAUAAGUUUUCUCUGGAUCAAUCUCGGCCCAAUAAUGAUCUUUUUGGGCCAAGAUAAAGAAGUUACAUCAAUGGCUGCUAUGUACUGUAUUUUCUCACUUCCUGAUUUACUGACAAAUACAUUUUUACAGCCUCUAAGGGUUUAUCUAAGGUCACAGCGGGUGACGAAGCCUAUGAUGUGGUGCACUCUGACUGCUGUGAUGUUCCACGUGCCGCUGAACUAUUGGUUGGUGAUGGUUCUAGAGUGGGGGGUGAAAGGGGUGGCUGUUGCUUCGGUGGUGACAAACCUGAACAUGGCUGUGAUGUUAGCAGGAUAUGUUUAUUUUAUGGAGAGAGAAAAAGGGAAAAUGAUGAAAUGGUGGAGUUGGGGGGUAAAAGGGAUUGGUGUUGAAGGGAUAAAACCAUUGAUGAAAUUAGCAAUUCCAAGUUGUCUUGGGAUUUGUUUAGAAUGGUGGUGGUAUGAAAUUGUUACUAUUCUUUCAGGGUAUUUAAGUAAUCCUAAAGUUGCUGUUGCUGCUACUGGGAUUAUGAUUCAGACUACUAGUCUUAUGUAUACUGUUCCUAUGGCCUUGGCCGGGUGCGUUUCCGCCAGGGUUGGAAAUGAGCUAGGAGCAGGAAAACCAUACAAAGCAAGACUAGCAGCAAUGGUUGCAUUAGGAUGUGCAUUUUUGAUUGGGAUAAUGAAUGUAAUAUGGACAGUCAUUUUCAGAGAAAGUUGGGGUAAACUCUUUACACCUGAUAAUAGUGUUACUGUCCUUGUUGCCUCAGUAAUGCCAAUAAUGGGAUUAUGUGAGCUAGGCAACUGUCCACAAACUACUGGCUGUGGCAUCCUCCGUGGCACGGCACGCCCUGCUGUGGGGGCCCGAAUCAACCUGGGGUCCUUUUACUUUGUCGGGACCCCAGUCGCAGUGGGCCUGGCUUUUGGGCUUAAGUUUGGGUUUAGUGGGCUUUGGUAUGGGCUGUUGGCUGCACAGGUGGCCUGUGCUGUUUGGGUUCUGCAUGCUGUGUUAGGGUCUACUGAUUGGGAAGCUGAGGCAUUGAAAGCUAUGAAGUGUUCUGAACAAGUUGAGAUGAGUAGUAAUAAUAAAUCUUGUAUUAAUCAAGAAGAAAAAGUAGGAUUUUUAGAUAGUGAGAAAAUGGAGGGUAACAAAAUUAACAACAAUUUGUGAUUUUGGACAAAAAAAAAACAUUGGCUGUUCUUCUGUGAAGGAAGAUCUGAUAAUGGUACUGCUGUAGGGUUAAUCUUAAGUUUUGAUGUGGCCCAAUCUACAGAGAAGUAGAGUAUCUUUAUUGCAUUGCUUUUGUACUGCCCAAGUUUAUGGCCAUUGAAUUGUCUUGUCUUCUAUGUAGAUUGAUUGGUAAUGGUAUGCACAGAUUUGCCUACCUUGUCUUACUUGGUUUUUGUAAAUUUCAAAACAAUAAAAUCGCGUUAUUUUAUCUAAACAUGUCUUAUUU
Molecule: messenger RNA, 2215 nt
Organism: Chenopodium quinoa (quinoa)
Lineage: Eukaryota; Viridiplantae; Streptophyta; Magnoliopsida; Caryophyllales; Amaranthaceae
Product: protein DETOXIFICATION 54-like
Exons: 3
Coding region: 412-1929 (505 amino acids)
Biological process (GO): xenobiotic detoxification by transmembrane export across the plasma membrane
Cellular component (GO): membrane
Molecular function (GO): xenobiotic transmembrane transporter activity; antiporter activity
Source: RefSeq, a predicted model, not a curated record